AUGGCGGCUGGCAGCCGCUUGAACCACUGCCUCAUGGAACUGACGAAGCAGUGCCAGGAUGUCCUCGAGGAAAACCGGAGGCUGGAGACGGAGGUGCAAGAGCUGGGUGGAAAGCUGCGUGAGGCAAAAGGAGGUCCGAAGGAGUCGUUGGAGCCAGAGGUGCUCGAGAUCGAUCAUCCCUUUGCUCCAGAAGCGGUUUCCAGAACGACCAAUGGCCCACGUGUAUCCUUCGACCACCUUGUUUGCACAAAGCCAGCUUGGGAUGAAUCCACUUCCAAGUCUCCGAGCCCCACGAAGGCCAAUGCGAACAGAGUAGCUUUGGACUCAGGCGCAGAUGAGGGACCACCGGAGGUGGAAACAUUGUCUGGUUUGAGGAUUGGUAUGUUGAGGAGUCCCACGGUAUUCCCCGGAGAGAAAGCACCCUGGAGCAUGCCAGAGCUACUGCAACUGAUCCGUGGAGAAUGCUGUGCAGCACCAGGCCGCGGAAGCAUCGUACAACGCUUCGCCGAUGGUAUGCUUUUCAGGACCAUGUGCGUACUGGCCAUUGGAGCGAACACUGUUUAUAUUGGAUAUGUGGCAGAUGCCCACCUAACGAACAGCUACAACCGUAUGAUGGGACUGGAUCAUUAUCAGCCUGCUGUCUAUCCGGACAUUCUUUUUGCAGUGUGGUUCACCUUGGAGCUGAUGGUGCGCAUUCUCGCAGAGAAGGUGUCGUUCUUUACAGGUGAAGACAUGUGGUGGAACGUGUUCGAUGUCUUCCUGGUUUUGAACGCCAUCAUUGAAUUGUCGGCCCCGGAGGGCGUGAUAGAUCUGUCGUUACUGCGAGUCUUCCGCGUCUUCCGACUGGUCCGCGUAGUAAGAGUGGUGCGAACAGUGAAGGCUUUGAGGAGCUUGCGUACAAUGCUCUUCGCAAUGCUGAACUCCUUCUCUGCCCUUCUGUGGGCCUUCGUUUUGAUCGGCAUUGUCAUGUUCGUCUUCAGCGUGAUUUUUGAUAUGGCGAUCUCAUACUCUUAUGAUUCAAUGGAUCCUAGCAGCAGUGGCGACAGAGCCGAGGUCGAGAGGAUAAACAGGUACUUCUCCACGCUCUUUGACACGAUGGUUGCUCUUUUCUGCUCCAUCACUGGAGGAAAUGACUGGUGGAUGUAUGCGGAACUCUUGCGAGGCAUUUACUUUGGAGAGGUGUAUUUUGUGCUUUUUGCCUUCUACGUCGGCUUGAGCUCGGUUGGCGUCUUGAAUGUUGUAACAGGGAUUUUUGUCGACAGUGCGGUGUGCACUCGCACAGAGGAUGAGGUGGUGGAGUCUUGGACGGAAGACCAAAAGAGAACUGCAGAGGAAGUCAGGAGAAUCUUCAAAGAGGCAGAUCGAGACAUGAGUGGUUCCAUGACAUACAGGGAGCUGGAGAACCAUUUGCAGAACCCCUGGGUCAAGGCAUACUUCUCGGGUAUGGAUAUCGAUGCCAGCGAAGCAGCGAUCAUCUUCACGCUAAUGGAUUCGGAUCGGGACAAUGAAGUCACGAUUGACGAGUUUGUGGACGGAACGAUGAAGCUGAAAGGGCAUGCGAAGAGUAUCGACAUAUUGUCAGUCAUGUACGACAAUGCCAAAUUUCAGGCGAAAUUCAGCAUCUUUUGCUCACACGUCGAAGACCAGCUGGUCGACAUGAAGAACCUCAUAACCCCAGGAGCUGGUGACAAGAUGGAGAGGAUGUAUCGCCCAGCGAACCAGCAGGUUGAUUACGUGAAGUGCUUCAACAAGUUGCGCACGGCCGAUCUGGGCCAGACAGCAGACCCUGCUCCAGAUGAUUUGAGAUGUGAUCCAAUUCUUCCAACCCAUCAUGGCUAG
Molecule: messenger RNA, 1839 nt
Organism: Symbiodinium necroappetens
Lineage: Eukaryota; Dinophyceae; Suessiales; Symbiodiniaceae
Source: the annotation of a GenBank genome assembly